Lactuca virosa is the source of this 2628-nucleotide messenger RNA. The record is from the annotation of a GenBank genome assembly. NCBI's taxonomy places the organism in Eukaryota, Viridiplantae, Streptophyta, Magnoliopsida, Asterales, Asteraceae.
CGGACGCAUCAAAGCAGGCCCCGCUAAUCCUUCGUGUCUUUCUCACUCCUUUGUAUUCUUUCUCAACAAUGGUUGCUCCACCCACUAGAGAGAGAAAGUUAUACUACAAGACAGGCAAUCUAGAGAUAGAGAGUAGAGAGAGAUAUAGAUAACCCAACCCCGAUGUCUUCAUUCGGGCCUACCCAUUUCAUACAACGCUCUUUCCCGAGUAGUAGUUGCCUUAUUUUGAUCGUACCCCCUUAAGUCAAAAUUUGUCCCUUUCAUAAUAUUUAUGCAAUUCGCUUAGGCUUUAUCUACAGAGAAUCUAAGAGAGAGCGUUGAAGAACUGAAACUCACACAUCUUCAACUUUGGGGUCGGUUUCAUAACUGAUUCAAUUUUGAUGAGUAAACAGGUUUUGACAAGGUGAAAUUUUAGGAAUCGAAGAUGGGUAGUUACAGUGAUAACGAAGAUGAAUUUUUUGACGCCCGUGAGGCGUUUGCUUCAAUGUCUGACUCAGGCUCCGAUUGCUCCCCAGAAGACUGUUCUACCUCUGGUUUUGACUAUGAUUAUUGGGUUGGGAAUAUGGAAGGUGUUGACUCUCGUCGUGAUAAAUUCCUGAGAUUCAUGGGUUUAAAUUCUAAAUGGCUUGUAAACAGAGAAGGAGAAGAGGAGUAUGAAGAUGAUUUCAUUCACGAAAUUAAUGAAGACAAAAUUCUUGUCUCGCCUCAAAAUUCAGACUUUCAAGAUCGUAUUUUGUGUAGGCAGCCAUCAUUGUCUAUUUGGUCAAAUACAGCCAUGGAGUUGAUACCUUCUGGUUUAAAUCGCGUCAAAGUUGGAAAUUGGGAUGAAUCAGGUGAAGACAUAUUGAUAAAAAGAUCAUUCGAUUUCCAUGAAGAUGGUUUAGUAAGGAAUUUUAGUUCAUCUUCUCAUAGGUCAUCACGGAAAGAAGGUGAAACUGUUAAUUUGUUAGAUAGGAGGAAGAAAGUAAAGAAGAAUUGGCUCCAAAAGCUAAGUAUCAUGGCUAGAAUCACAGAUAAACAUGAGGAAUCAGUAACUUUGAAGCCCAAUAACACAAACUCAAAAACCAGUUCAGUUCCUGUACACACACAUAAAAAGAAAUCAAAAGAAUUAUCAUCUCUUUAUGCCACACAAGAAUUUGCAGCACACAGUGGUUACAUCUCAAUCAUAAAAUUCAGUCAUGAUGGUAGAUACUUAGCAAGUGCUGGUGAAGAUUGUAUUAUCCGGAUUUGGAAGAUUUUUGAAGAUCAAGAUCCAAGAAUAUAUGAGAUUCAAGAAACCGAUCCUUCAUCUUUCUACUUUUCAACUAAUCAUCUUUCCGAAUUAGCCCCUGUCAAUAAAGAAAAAUCACGAAAGAUUAAAGGGUUCAGAAAAUCAUCAGAAGUGGCUUGCGUUAUUCUACCACCUAAAGUCUUCAGAAUCUUGGAGAAACCUGUUCAUGAGUUCCAUGGACAUGGUGGAGAAAUCUUGUCCCUUUCAUGGUCUAGAAAAGGGUAUCUUCUAUCAUCUUCUGUGGAUAACACUGUUCGAAUGUGGAAAGUUGGACAUAACGAAUGCCUGAAAAGUUUUACUCAUAACAACUAUGUGACAUGUGUGGAGUUUAAUCCUGUGGAUGAUAAUUAUUUUAUUAGUGGAUCCAUAGAUGGAAAAGUACGCAUCUGGGAUGUGAAUAGUUGUCAGGUUAUCGAUUGGAUUGAUCUUGGUGAUAUUAUCACUGCUGUGUGUUAUAAUCCAGAUGGAAAGGGAAGCAUUGUGGGAACCUUGGAUGGAAAAUGCAGUUUCUAUGAUAUCAUUGAUGAUCGGAUGCAAUUGCAUACUCAAAUAUGGUCAAUGAGUAAAAAAAAGUGGCCAAAGAGAAUAACUGGAUUUCAGUUUUGCCCAAUCGACUCCCGGAAAGUCAUUGUUUCAUCGGCUGAUUCCCAAGUGAGAAUCCUUUGUGGGAUCAACCUCGUAGGUAAAUUCAAAGGGAACAGAAGUUCCGGAAGCCAAAUGUCGGCAUGUUUCACCUCGGAUGGAAAACACAUAAUCUCAUCCGCCGAUGAUUCAAACGUGUACAUCUGGAACCACAUUACCUCAGACAAACUCUUCACAAAACCAAAAAGCAACUCAUCUUUCGAAAACUUCUUGUCACAAAACACAACAAUGGCGAUACCAUGGUGCGGGAUCAAAAGCAUAGCAGCCGCACUUCCAUCGCCAAGAUUCACAUUUAACAACAAUAACAGUAACAAUAACAAUAACAGUAACAGUCACAAUAAUGUUGUUAUUCCAAGAAGCACAAUAGAUUCACCAAGGAUGCCAUCACCAUCAACAAAUCGUGGGUUUUUCUUGGAGUCGUUGUUGAAGGGCCCACCAACAUGGCCCGCAGAAACACUUCCGGAUUCUACUCAAGUAAGUGUUUCGCCAUCAAUGCGUAAAUCAGAGUACAGGUUUUUGAAAAGUGCGUAUCAGAGUACUUUUGUGGCCCCACAUAUGUGGGGUCUGGUGGUGGUUGCAGCAGGCUGGGAUGGGCGGAUUAGAACGUACCUCAAUUAUGGGUUACCCAUCCGACUGUGAAACCUUAAAUUAUGUUUUUUUUUGGUACAUAGAUGUUUUUUUGUUUAUAAGAUUAUAAGACUACAGGUAUACGUGGU